UUGUCAUCUUGAGGUAAACAAAAACGCAUGGAUGCGUUCAUACGGUUCUUACCUGUUAAAUUGUUUAAAUUCCGUGUGAGGAAUCCGUUAUGGAACUUUUUACGAUAGAUACCGCUGGAACCAGUGCGGAUACUCAUCAUUCAAUUCGCAAAACAUUACUUCCUUCAUACCAAAAAAUUUUGAAUUGUUCGAGUUUAUCGGAAAAAGCAGUUUCCAAGCAAAGAGUUGCCUUGAAUCUACCCGAGGAAAGUGAUGAUGAAGGUGGUGACUAUGGAGGACUUCCACCUCCGGAACAAGAUAUUUUUGAGAUUCUGCAAGAUGCAGGGUCAAGCAACACCGUCGGUAAACAAAAGCGCAGUGAUCAGUUGUCUCUCAACUUCUUAAGAAACAACCGUCUCUCGGGUACUGCAGCAGUAAAGGAAUUAGCCGCCACCAAUGUGGAACAACAUAUGAAGGCAGCUGUUAUCACACCGGCGACAGAAAAGCAACAGAAUCUGACCACACUCUCGAUGACUGAGCGUCAGAUCAAGGAACAGAACAGAAAAGAACGGGCCAAAACAAAAGGUGCAAAUUGGUUCAAUCUACCCGCUCCAGAGAUUACCGAAGAAGUCAAAAAUGAAUUAGAGCUCAUUCGAAUGCGGUCUGUUCUGGAUCCUAAGCAUUUCUACAAACGAAGCGAGAUGAAAACUUUACCGAAAUAUUUUCAGAUUGGCAAAGUAAUUGCUUCGCCCCUGGACUACUACAACGAACGUGGAACGAAGAAAACCAAAGCUAAAACUCUCGUUGACGAGCUCCUGGAGGAUGCCGAGUUCCAAAAGUAUAACAAGAAGAAAUAUGCCGAAGCGCUUGAAAAACGCAAAAAGAAGGCUUAUCACAAAGCUGCAAUUAAAAUGAAAAAGUUGAAGAAAAAAAAGAAGUGAUGCUUAA
Molecule: messenger RNA, 927 nt
Organism: Malaya genurostris
Lineage: Eukaryota; Metazoa; Arthropoda; Insecta; Diptera; Culicidae
Product: deoxynucleotidyltransferase terminal-interacting protein 2
Exons: 4
Coding region: 90-920 (276 amino acids)
Biological process (GO): RNA processing
Cellular component (GO): nucleolus
Molecular function (GO): RNA binding
Source: RefSeq, a predicted model, not a curated record